UCCCAGCCUGUGUGGCCAUGGAGGAAGGCUUCGGCUCCGGCGCGGAGAACGGCAACCCUGCCGCAACAGCAACCACAUCCACAACAACAUCAAGAACAGCCACACCACCGGGGGAGGCCAAUACUGCGGUCUCCCCUUCGCGAUCCCGGUGCCGCCUCUUGCUCCGGCUCAAGGCGAAGCUCUGCACUUGGCAUAUGGUGAAAACGCUUGCCCUGGGUCAAGUACUCUCCUUGUUCAUCUGUGGGACGGCAGUGACAAGCCAAUUCCUUGCUGACAAAUACAGUGUGAACACUCCCAUGCUACAAAGUUUCAUCAACUAUUGUUUGCUUUUUCUUAUAUACACGACGACUCUGGUCUUCAGGAAAGAUGGUGACAAUGCCUUGCAGAUCCUGAAGAAGAAAUGGUGGAAGUAUAUUUUGCUUGGGUUGGCAGACGUUGAAGCUAACUACACCAUUGUAAAAGCUUACCAAUACACGACUAUAACAAGUGUCCAGCUGUUAGACUGCUUUGGGAUACCUGUGCUGAUGGCAUUAUCGUGGUUCCUCCUCCGUGCAAGAUACAAGCUGAUCCAUUUUCUUGCUGUUGCUGUCUGCCUGCUGGGAGUAGGGACCAUGGUUGGUGCAGAUAUAUUAGCUGGGAGACCAGAUGGUGAAGGAAGCGACGUGGUGAUUGGAGAUGUCUUAGUCCUCCUCGGCGCUUCGUUGUAUGCGAUUUCGAAUGUGAGUGAGGAAUACAUUGUGAAAAAUCUGAGCAGAGUGGAGUUUCUAGGAAUGGUGGGCUUGUUUGGGACUAUUAUCAGCGGUCUGCAGCUAGCCAUUGUGGAACAUAAAGACAUCGCCAAUAUUCAAUGGAACUGGAAAAUUGCGUUGCUGUUCCUGGCUUUUGCCCUUUGCAUGUUUGGGCUCUACAGCUUCAUGCCAGUCGUGAUCAAAGUCACCAGCGCCACUUCGGUCAAUUUGGGGAUUCUGACAGCGGAUCUCUACAGUCUGUUCUUUGGACUCUUCUUGUUUGGUUACAAGUUUUCAGUGCUGUAUCUCCUCUCCUUUGUGGUCAUCAUGGUGGGCUUCAUCAUGUAUUGUUCCACUCCAACCCGUACCAUUGAGGCCGUUGCCACUAGCCUGCCAUUGGCAACCAGCACGGGGUUUGACAAUCUCGCCUUAAAGAUUGAGGAGAACCACUGGGAUGCGCCGGUCACCUUGCCUCCACAACUCAACAGAGACGAAGGUCAGGCAAAGGAAACAUCAGCUACAAAACUUACAGCCUUGUGAAACGUAGAGCCCUUCAGCUGCUGGAAUUACCUUGGAAGUGUCAGUAAACAAGAGAUAAUGAACAUUAUGCGGUUUUUAGGGCGGAUAAACUGGAGAGAUACUGAGGUGGAAUCUGUGCUCAAGCCAAAGUCUGGAAUUCCACGACAAGAUAAUGAGAACUGGAUCUAUGGUUGCAUCCUCUGUAUUGAAUCAACAUUCACUGAAGAUCUGUCUGUAGAGUUGCCAGAGAAUAGAAAAGUAGAAACUACUAGGACAAUGACUAACAGUUGUUCUCUAGAAAGCGAAGUCUGUAUUGAAAGAAAACUCAAUAAAUGAAUGGCUUAUUUUGAGUUAAUUUCCUAUUUAGAAAGUUUAUACUGACAACUACUGUGAGAUAUGUUUUUACAAAAAGUAGCAUAAGUUAGACAAUGAAUACAGUAGGUAGAAAAGAAAGGGAGAGAAUGAAAACACUUAACAUUAGAUCAAAUUGUUGGAUCAGGUAAGAAACUCUGGAAACUAGAAAGAGACGAUUGUGAAGAGUAAAGAAUCCUUGCUUCCAGACCAGGAUGACUAGGAAGGAAAUGUAGUGUUUCCUGCUCGUAUGCCAUUAGUUUGCAUGGGCUAUCCAGAAUCUUUGCAAUCAUUAGUGCAUAACACUUGAAGAUUGUUUGAUUCCAAUCAGUUCAUAGAAUCAUAGAGUUGGAAAAGACCCCAUGGGCCAUCCAAUCCAACCCCCUGCCAAGAAGCAGGAAAAUUGCAUUCAAAGCACCCUCGACAGAUGGCCAUCCAGUUCCACUGACAAGUGAUGCUGAUCUUGUGAUCAUCUUGUGAUCCCAUCUCAAUUACAAGCAUCUCCCGAGUCCUUUGUACACUUCUUACCAAAAUUUUGGACUUCAUUGAAUUGUUCUUUCAACUCAAAUACAGACUGUGCCUAUUCUGUGUGUCCUUUUUCAGUAUAUGGUCAGCAAAAUAUGCGCAUAAUCAGCUCCUUGGAAAAAUGAGAUGCCUUUACCAUAAUAAUAAAUAGCCAAAUAUAUAGAUUGCAUUCUGGCAACAAAAAAGUGAAAUAUAUGAUUUAUACCCUUGAACUGUAUAAACGGUUUGCAUUACUAGGAUUUCAAGAUGAUGCUUUAAGUGGCACUUUCUUCAUGGUUUGGUGUAAUCAGAUGUAUAAUUGAAACAAAAUAAAUAUUUGUAUUACAGACCAA
Messenger RNA from Anolis sagrei ordinatus, 2455 nucleotides. It is a transcript of the gene SLC35F2, whose product is annotated as solute carrier family 35 member F2. The record is from RefSeq and is a predicted model, not a curated record. Gene Ontology annotation, cellular component: membrane. Lineage: Eukaryota; Metazoa; Chordata; Lepidosauria; Squamata; Anolidae. Gene Ontology annotation, biological process: transmembrane transport. Gene Ontology annotation, molecular function: transmembrane transporter activity.